Pseudocercospora fijiensis CIRAD86 is the source of this 1176-nucleotide messenger RNA. RefSeq lists its product as uncharacterized. NCBI's taxonomy places the organism in Eukaryota, Fungi, Ascomycota, Dothideomycetes, Mycosphaerellales, Mycosphaerellaceae. The record is from RefSeq and is a predicted model, not a curated record. The transcript has 8 exons. The coding region runs from base 1 to 1176 and encodes 391 amino acids.
AUGUCGGCGACACUGGGGCUCGGGGAAGUAUCCAACAUCAGCAUCGGCAUCGGCAUCGGCAUCUCGGCGCCAGACACGAAGCAGAAGCGGCAAGCGGCACGGACAACGGACAGCGAACAGCGAACAGCGAAUAGCGAACGCUCAGUCUCAGACUCAGAGCUGCCAAGCUUGCAUCGGCCAACAUGUUACAUCUGUAUCCAUUCACACUGCAGUAGUACUGCCCUCCCACGCCACGCCUCGCCUAAGCACUUCUGGAAAGGCGCUAUUGGCCGGCCGACAUGGAAUGCAUGGAAUGGCUUGAACGCCUGUCGACCCGGUUCGACGUGCGCAAUAUGGAAUCGAAUGCCACAAACAGCAAUUCUCACACUUCAAUACCCACAACACGGGCCCCUGCAACUUCCCAUAUCACUAUGCCCGAUAUACAUCCCUAUGAAACGCGAUGUGAGUCUGCGUCGAAUAGCUAUGCGCAGGGAAGCAAGCCAUCAGAGAAACUAUAAACUUCAUAAAAAGAAGGGCUCCCUCAGGGACCUGCCCUAUACUGAGCAUAUCGCCCUAAGACGCCAUUCAUGCGCAAGUACAAGAUCAGUAUCACAUCUCGCAUACGAGCGGCAUAGCAAUUGCAAUUAUGGUGUAUCCUGUUUUCAGCAAGCUCAACCUGCAAGGACACCUGCAGCAGUCCCGAGGCUGUCCAUCAGAUCGAGAUCCUCCCUACAGAAGUACAUAUCCAGAUCCAUGUCAGCCGCUCCCAACUCGGGCUAUUAUUGUAUCUGCUCUACAUACAUGCCAUUGGCCAUUCCGUACCACCUCAGCCUUCCCGUAGACACUACAUCCCUUUGCAGAACAAGCGCCACUAUCACAACGUGGCCAGCGCAGAUGACCUUGCAACCAAGUCUUGGAAUCAAUAAUGAUUAUUCUGGUCUUGGAGUACACUCCAUCCCAGCGCACGCGGCGCGUUCGAGUCGCAUGACAAAGCUCCGAGCAAGAUUACUGUGCUCUGACUCGGCCCGUUCGGUCCCUCCGAGAGGCUUCAGCCAACGGCAGACAUCGACCUACCGACAGUACAGACAGCAUUUCGACAACAUUAUUGCCAAAAGAAACUUCACCUACCAAUCGAUGGCACAAGCGACCGAGGUUUUCUGCAGCUCCACCGCGUAUCCAUGGCACCGAUCCCCAUAA